Pogoniulus pusillus (Red-fronted tinkerbird) is the source of this 2402-nucleotide messenger RNA. It is a transcript of the gene CRTAP, whose product is annotated as cartilage associated protein. The record is from RefSeq and is a predicted model, not a curated record. Gene Ontology annotation, biological process: collagen fibril organization; peptidyl-proline hydroxylation to 3-hydroxy-L-proline. Gene Ontology annotation, molecular function: collagen binding; protein binding. Lineage: Eukaryota; Metazoa; Chordata; Aves; Piciformes; Lybiidae. Gene Ontology annotation, cellular component: endoplasmic reticulum. Bases 510 to 1709 code for a protein of 399 amino acids. The transcript is spliced from 7 exons.
CCUGCAUGUGGAGCUGUUCACGCAGGGAUUUAAAUGGAAAAAAGCGUCGCUGCUCUUCCCCCUUCAUCUGCACUGCGCCACCCUGAGCUGUUCUUGGGUUGCUGGUCCACCAGAAGCCUUUGUUAGCUAAACGCAGAUCUACUUGUCCUUCUUUCCCAGCGUAUGACAGACUUCAGCUGAACCAGCUGCAGGGACUGCUGCAGCUUCACAGAGGACACCGAGGAAUCCUGAUUUGAAGUUCCGGCGGCGCACCAAAAAGUCCCAAGCAACCCGAACGUGGAGGGCCAGUGGAGGGAAAACAGGGGAGCUUGCCAGAGGGCUUCACCAAGUGACCUUUCAGUGCUGCCCUUAACCCUUUUGGCCCAGCUCGGGCCGCUCGUCUCUAGCGACUGACUUUCCCCUCCCGCCCCGCAACCCUUCCCGGGGCGGAACCGCACCGACUUCGCCCGCCCCGCGAUCUGAGCCCGCCCCCGGCCCCGGUGCUCUCGUCUUUUUGCGGCGGCGACGUGAUGUCCGGCAUGUGGCUGGUGCUGGCGGCGGUGCUGGCUGCCGCGGGGGCGCAGUACGAGCGCUACAGCUUCCGCAGCUUCCCGCGGGACGAGCUCAUGCCCCUCGAGUCCGCAUACCGCUACGGCCUGGACCAGUACAGCACCGAAAACUGGCUCGAGAGCGUCAAUUAUCUGGAGGUCAGCAUGCGGCUCUACCGACUGCUGCGGGACAGCGAGGCAUUCUGUCACCGCAACUGCAGCUCCGCCGGGCAGCCCCCCGCCGCUGCCGCCGCCCCCACUGCCGGCGGAGAGCUGGCCGAGUUGCGCCUCCUGGCCGGAGUGCUGCGGCGGGCCCAGUGCCUGCGGCGCUGCAAGCAGGGGCUGCCCGCUUUCCGCCAGGCCCAGCCCGGCCGAGACCUGCUCCAGGAAUUCCAGCAUCGGGAGCCCUACAAGUAUCUGCAGUUUGCCUACUUCAAGUCUAAUAAUCUUCCAAAAGCUAUUGCAGCAGCUCACACGUUUCUUCUGAAGCAUCCAGAGGAUGAAAUGAUGCAAAGAAAUAUGGCCUACUAUAAGAGCAUACCAGAUGCUGAGGAGCAUAUUAAAGACUUGGAGACAAAGCCUUAUGAGAAUCUCUUUGUCAGGGCUGUGAGAGCAUACAAUGGUGACAACUGGAGAACGUCCAUCUCGGACAUGGAACUGGCUCUUCCUGAUUUCUUCAAAGCCUACGAUGACUGUACAGCGACCUGCGAAGGCUCCCGAGAGAUCACAGAUUUUAAAGACUUCUACCUCUCCAUUGCAGAUCAUUAUAUCGAAGUCCUUGCAUGCAAAGUGCAGUGUGAGAGUAAUCUGACACCUAUUAUAGGAGGCUUUGUCGUUGAGAAGUUUGUGGCCACCAUGUACCAUUACUUGCAGUUUGCUUAUUAUAAAUUGAAUGACAUGAAGAACGCGGCGUCUUGUGCUGCUAGUUACCUUCUGUUUGACCAGAAUGAUGAAGUAAUGAAGCAGAACAUGGUCUAUUAUCAGUACCACAAGGACAAAUGGGGACUUACAGAAGAGGAUUUCCAGCCCAGAUCGGAGGCAGUUCGGUACCACAACAUAACCACACUCCAGUUGGAAAUGUAUGAGUUUGCAAAGGAGCACCUGAUGGAUGAUGAUGAGGGUGAAGUUGUGGAAUUCCUCGAUGACCUGUUGGAAGUGGAGGAAAAGAAGGAAUCCUCAUGAAUGAAAUCACCGCAAAGUAUUUUACGGAAGUGAAAACUUCCCAUUCCUCCUUACUAUUGUUUUUGGUCACCCUGUAGUUCCAGUUAGAUAUACCUCAAAACUGCUCCUUUAAGCUCCACUUUAUGCCACAAACCCCACCCCUAAAAGAUCACUUCCAUGCUGCACUGAUUCUCCUGUGAGCAUGGCUUUUCACUGUGCCUUUGCAGAAGUGGUGCCUGUGGGGUUUCCUCUUGAGCUUGCUUUCCUGUACACAAACACAACAGAACAGACUGUUUAGGCUAGCACCACAGUUCCUCAUUUCAGUACUGUUCUACUGAACUAUAACAGUGCUGCUAAGAUUCCAAAGAACUUUUGUCAGAUUGUGAACCACAGAAGAUAUAACAGUGCCUUUAAACUUUCUAAGCUAUAUAUUUUAUUAUUUAUAUAUGUCUUUUUCUGUGAUGAUGAAUACAGUGAUACUGAAUCCCAGUGCAGCCAAAAGAUUUAAAUAGCUGAAAUAAGAUGGGAGGCAUUGGAAGGGACUCUUGGAGGUCUAUGAAUUAAGAUGGUUAACAAAGCACAACAUAAAAGCUGUUUGAAGAAUUCUGUAAGCAGUUUUGAUCUGUCUUAAAAGGUAAAUUAAAUUCCAUGAAGUGAAACAGAGGUCAUUUAGAACUGAAUAAUAAAUAAUUCCUUCUUUUUACUGUUUCUUAA